Phyllopteryx taeniolatus (common seadragon) is the source of this 13876-nucleotide messenger RNA. Its product is annotated as kalirin-like. NCBI's taxonomy places the organism in Eukaryota, Metazoa, Chordata, Actinopteri, Syngnathiformes, Syngnathidae. Gene Ontology annotation, cellular component: cytoplasm. Gene Ontology annotation, molecular function: protein binding; guanyl-nucleotide exchange factor activity. The record is from RefSeq and is a predicted model, not a curated record. Bases 379 to 7416 code for a protein of 2345 amino acids. The transcript is spliced from 57 exons.
AUGGUACCGGUCCGUGUGAUGGUACGUUCAAAGGGUAACGGUAACGCGAGCAUUUACGAUGAAGCGUGAGAUGCAGUGCCGUGCGGCAUCACCGUAGAGAGCAUCAUCAUCAUCAUCAUCAUCAUCACCAUCAAAGAGGGAGAAGAGGAGGAGGAGGACUGUCGAGGCUGAACGUGGAGGAUGCACCAUCACUGACCCACGAAUCGUUACCGGGAGGAGCGCGAACACGUCCGUCCCUUACGGCGAACUAAUAUUAGCUCGGUUCGGGAUCCCCAUCUGAUGUGAAGCCGCCGGUAUGGACGGGUAGGCAGAGGAGGAGGCCGGCGACCAUCGGUACAUAACGGAGGAGAGAGCCCGGGGACGUCGAGGAGGAGCAGGAUGAAUCCAGUGGAUGGAGCAGGAGAACCGGGCCCGGACGGCCUGGCGACGGCAGGGUCCAGUAAAGCAGAGUGCGUCCGGGCAGGUGACGUCCUGACAGUGCUCAGAGAGAAAGUGGCCUUUGUGUCAGGUGGACGAGACAAACGAGGAGGACCAAUCCUCACAUUCCCAGCCAGGACCAACCACGAGCGAAUAAAACAGGAAGAUCUGAGCCGACUGGUCACAUACCUGUCAACAAUACCAAGCGAGGACGUGCGUGCGCGAGGGUUCACAGUGGUGGUGGACAUGCGUGGUAGUAAGUGGGACAGCGUGAAGCCGGUGUUACGUACUUUGCAGGAGUCCUUUUCCUCCAACAUCCACAUAGCACUGCUCAUCAAACCGGACACCUUUUGGCAGAAACACAAGACCAACCUGGGAAGUGCCAAGCUCAGCUUUGAGACCAGUCUAGUGUCCGUAGAAGGUCUGUCCCGGUUGGUUGACCCUUCUCAAUUAACGUCUGACCUUGGUGGCUCACUGGAGUAUGAUCAUGUGGAGUGGACUGAAUUGCGUCUGGGUCUGGAGGAGUUCUCAGGGGCUGCCACACAACUGCUGAGCCAAUUGGAUCAGCUGGAGGUUGGGCUGACCAGCAUACCAGAACCGCAGGAUGUGGAUGACUCCCGCAAAAUCCUUGAGGAACACAAUCGUCUCCGUAACACCAUCGCCACAGCCCCGGUUGACACCCUCAACCGAGAAGGGAGGAGCUUGCUCCAACGCAUGCGCCUGGGCCCCUCCCAUGGGGACAACUCGAACGAAAGCGGUGGUGGGAGCCAUGGCAGCUGGCUGUCAGGUGGGGCUGACUUCCAAAGUGUGGCGCCAAAGGUCUCCUCGCUACUAGACCGUCUCCAGGUUGCUCGUAGUCACCUGCUGCAGAGCUGGAGCGACACGAAGCUCCACCUAGAGCAGGCGCUGCAGUUACACCUUUUUGAGCAGGACGCCACCAAGAUGUCCGAGUGGAUCGCCCACAGUAAGGAGUUGUUCAUGCAGACUCUGGUGGAGGUCGGUCAGAACCAUCAGCACGCCGUUGACUUGCAAACACAACAUCAGCACUUCACCUCAAAUGUGAUGAACGGUAGUGUGAAUGUCGACAGUGUCGUUACUGUGGCAGCCAGGCUUGCAGAGGCUGGUCACUUUGGUGCAGAAAGGAUUGCCACGGUGUCCUCACAGCUACAAGAAGACUGGAAGUUACUGACCGCAGCACUGGAAGAGCGUAGCAACACAAUAGCCAUGGCAACUGGUUUCCACCAAGGGGCAGAGCAGUUCCUUCACAAAGCAGAGGUGUGGCUUCAGACCUAUACUGAGGCAUCGCUGCCAUUAGCAACGGCUGAGCUAGAGGAAGCUGUGAAAAAACACCAGGAGCUGAAUGAGGAGAUCUCUGCCAACUACACCCAGGUCAGUGAGAGUGGUAAAGCGUUGCUGGAUGUCCUAAACCGCUGCACAGUGACAGACAACAAUGACACGUCACCUAAGCCAGACUUCACUGCCACCACACAUGGAAUCAUGGGAGUUCUGCACCAGGUCAUGCAGGGUCACCAUGACCUGGAGAAUGCAUGGCAACACCGCAAGCUACGCCUCCACCAGCGCCUUCAGCUGUGUGUGUUUCAACAGGACGUCAGACAGGUGUUGGACUGGGUGGAGCAGCACGGCGAAGUAUUCCUCAACAAGCACAGUGGUGUUGGCAAGUCUCUGCACCGAGCGCGAGCUCUUCAGAAACGCCACGACGACUUUCAGCAAGUGGCUCAGAACACUUACACCAACGCAGAGAAGCUUCUGGAAGCAGCUGACCAACUAGCUCAGUCCGGCGAAUGUGAGGAGGAAGAGAUCUACCAGGCGGCCCGAGAAUUGGAGCUCCGCAUGCAGGCGUUCAUUCAGAAGGUGGAACAAAGGAAGAUGCUGCUAGACUUGGCUGUGUCUUUCUACACACACACCAAAGAGCUGUCGUCGUGGAUGGAAGGGCUUCAGAAGCAGCUCUCGGCUGACCUCUGCAUUGGUUCUGAAUCGGUGGAAGCUCUGCAGACACUCAUGAACCAGCAACAACAGCAGCAGGCCAACACACAGGAGGCUGCAAUGAGUGUCAUCAGAGAAGGGGAAGACCUCAUCCUGCAACUCAGGCCCCAAGGCAGCUCAGUGGCCCAUGUGGAGUCGGUGCUGCAGCAACUGGAGGAGUUUCACGUUCAGCUGGAGGAAGUUUUCCAUCAGAGGAAGAUCCGAUUGGACGUUUACCUGCAAUUGCGUAUUCUACAACAGUGCAUAUUGGAGGUAACCGGUGAGAUGGAUGCCUGGAAGCAGGAGCUGCAAAAACAAUCCCAGGACCUUUCUGCUGAGAAGCGGCUAUCUGAAACAAACCAAGACAAGCAAGCACUCGGGCCAUCACGGCUAGCUGAAGCUAGCCCAGAGGCCCUUACGUUAGCACAGCAACGCAUUCACAGGCACAUGGAACGGAGGCUCGCAGUGAACAACAUGACCUAUGAGGUUGUACAGCAAGGUCACGACCUUCAGCAAUACAUCAGCGAGGUCCAGGCAACAGGAAUUGAGCUGUCAGAGGUGGAGGGCGAUCUCUCUUCUCAGGUGGAGGAGCUGCAACGCCUAAUGCUGGACAAACAGAAGGAACUGCAGCAGAUUGCAGAUCACACUCACACACACCUGGAGCAGAACCUGCAGCUUAGACACCUGCAGAACCAGGUCAAACAGGUGCUCGGUUGGAUCACUGAGGGCGAGGUCAUGUUGUCAUCCUGCAUGCUGAACUCCAGCUGUUUGUCGGAAGCUGAACAGUUGCAGAGGGAACAUGAGCGCCUCCAACAGGCCAUAGAGGCUCUCCUACAUGCUGACUCCCUGCAGAGGACCCACCAGGUGGCGCUGGCUCUACAGCAGAGAGCAGAACUGCUAGUCAGGUCAGGCCACUAUGAUCCAGAUGCAGUAAGGUCCUGUGCACAGACGGUGGCGCUGCAUUGGCAGACACUCAUGCUGCGGAUCGAAGACCGACUCAAACUGGUCAACGCAUCUGCCGCCUUCUACAGAACAUCGCAACAGGUAUGCGGUGUGCUGGAGAGUUUGGAGCAGGAGUACCGCAGGGAGGAGGACUGGUGCGGGGGUGGAGACAGACAGCCUGAGCAUCUCCUGCCUCUCAUUAACAAACACAUGGAGCAGAAGGAGGCCUUUCUUAAGGCCUGCACGCUUGCAAGAAGGAACGCGGAGGUUUUCCUCAAGUACAUCCACCGCAACAGUGUCACCAUGGCCAACAUCUCUGGCCACAAUGUCACCGUAUCGGGGGUUACUGAGGUGACUGGGCACUCACGGGUACCAGAACAACAGGUUAAAGGUAUCCUCAGCGAGUUGCUUCAGAGAGAAAAUAGAGUUCUCCAUUUUUGGACAUUAAAGAAGCGCCGACUGGAUCAGUGCCAGCAGUACGUCAUGUUCCAGAACCACGCCCAGCAGGCUCUGGAUUGGUUAGCGCAGUCAGGGGACCACUACCUAGCCACACACACGUCACCAGGGGUAACAGGGACUGAGACGCAGGAGUUACUGAACCAGCACCGACAGUUUUGUGUUUCGGCUAAGCACACCCAGGAAAAGGUUCACUUGCUCAUCCAACUGGCCGAGAGCAUGCUAUCUAAAGGCCACGCCCACCGCCUGGAGCUACGCCGUUGUGUUUCCGCUGUGGAUAAACGGUACCGGGACUUCACUGUCAGAAUGGGCCAGUAUCGUCACCUGCUGGAGACGGCGCUGGGAGGCUGCUCACAGGACAACAAGGACUUGGAACUCGAGUUGAUUCCCAACAGUCUGUCUGACUCAGACCCCGAGGUCAAUUUGUCAGACCCCAGCCACCAGGUCAGCGAUGAGAAGAGACGCUCAGCCCGCAAAAAAGAGUACAUCAUGGCGGAGCUUCUGCAGACGGAGAGAGUCUAUGUCCGAGACCUUCAAGAAUGCAUUGAGACAUACAUGUGGGAGAUGACAAGCGGCUCUGAGGACGUCCCACCCGGUCUUAACAACAGGGAUGAUGUGGUGUUCGGGAACAUCCAGGAUAUCUACGAGUUCCACAACAGUAUUUUCCUGAAGGAGCUAGAGAAUUAUGAGCAGCUUCCUGAAGAUGUGGGACAUUGUUUCGUCACCUGGGCUGACAAGUUCCACAUGUACGUGACCUACUGCAGGAACAAGCCAGACUCCAGCUUAUUGAUCCAGCAGCACGGUGCUGGCUUCUUUGAGGAGGUCCAGAGGAGACACGGGCUCGCCAACUCCAUCUCGUCAGCGCUCAUCAAACCCGUUCAGAGGAUCACGAAGUAUCAACUGCUCCUAAAGGAGUUGUUGGCGUGCUGCGAAGAAGGAAAGGGUGAGAUCAAGGAAGGCCUGGAUGUGAUGCUGAGUGUUCCCAAGAGAGCAAACGAUGCUAUGCAUGUUAGCAUGUUAGAAGGUCUUGAAGAGGGCUUAGAGGUGCAAGGUGAACUCCUGCUGCAGGACUCCUUUCUCGUUUGGGAACCAAAGUCUCUCAUCAGGAAGGGGCGUGACCGACACCUCUUCCUGUUUGAGCUGUCACUCAUCUUCAGCAAGGAAAUUAAAGAUUCAUCGGGACGAACCAAGUACCUUUACAAGAGCCGCUUGAGGACAUCAGAACUUGGUGUGACUGAACACAUAGAAGGGGAUCCUUGUAAAUUUGCGCUUUGGGUUGGCAGGACGCCAACUUCGGACAACAAGACUGUUCUGAAAGCAUCGUCCUUGGAGGUGAAGCAGGAGUGGGUCCGCAGCAUUCGCCAGGUGAUCCAGGAGAGGCGGGGUCACCUGCGCGGGGCACUGAGAGAGCCCAUCCCCCUUCCGAAAACCCCCAAUCUGACUCUUGGGCGACAACGCAGCAUCACACGCAGAGAGACCAGCGAAGAUGCCGACAGCUUGGGCGACGCCAGCAGUCAGCCCGACACUGUCUCUAUCGCCUCCCGAACAUCCCAAAACACUGCAGACAGCGACAAGCUGUCAGGAGGCUGUGAGUUAGUGGUGGUGCUGCUGGAUUUCUCCUCUGGGUCACCUGGGGAGCUCAGUGUCCGCUGCGGUCAGACUGUGGAGCUAGUGGAGCGCUCGGCCGAGCGAGCCGGCUGGUGUCUGGUCAGAACCACCGAUCAAACUCCACAACAGGAGGGCUUGUUGCCGAUGAGUGCACUCUGCCUGUCACACUCCCACAGUGCGGCCGACAUGGAAACACUGGUCCCGGCGUCCCCUGCCUCCUCAGGCAAUGCCCCGUCCUGUAUCACCACCACCUCCUUCAGUGCCUCCAAUUCAUCCUCGCUGACAAGCUCUGGGAAGGAUUCUGGACCGUUAACCCCUGAGAUAGUUGGGCUGCACGCUCACCCCACUCAAAGUGGGACAUCCACUGUUGUCUCCAAUGUGGGAGGGGCUCCAGGGGGCGCUGCCAGUUCACCGGCACCAAAACGUAGUGGCUCAGGGACAGGAAACACCUUGAAGCGCUGGUUGACCAGUCCCGUUAGGAGGCUGAGUCAAGGAAAAGCAGAUGGCCAGAAGAAGGCUCCAAUCCGAAAUAGGAGGCGAGACAACAGACCAGAUGUGACUAUGCCUCUCACAGGGAACUCAACAAUGAAGGCGAAGAAGGAGGAAGCAGGACAAAGCGGAGGAGAGGAGGAGCCAGAGGAAGAAAGUCACACCCCUUUGCCACCCCCCAUGCAGAUCAUCAAAGAUCCCAACAACACCGCGGCACUUGACUCAGACCAAAGUUCAGAGUCGGACAGUGAGCACACAAACAAAGCUAUGAGAGGACGCAUGUUUGUAGUGAGCGAGAUGGUCCAAUCAGAGAAGGACUACGUGAAGGACUUGGGUGUCAUCGUUGAGGGCUUUAUGUCAAGGUUGGAUGUCAGAGGAAUCCCAGAGGACAUGAGAGGAAAAGACAAGAUCGUUUUUGGCAACAUCCAGCAGAUCUACGACUGGCAUCGCGAUUUCUUCCUGGUCGAGUUGGAGCGUUGCAUUCAAAAUCACGACCUACUGGCCGACCUCUUCAUCAGACAUGAGCGUCGCCUUCACAUGUACGUGGUUUACUGUCAGAACAAGCCGCGAUCAGAGUACAUCGUCAUCGAGUAUGAGUCCUUCUUUGAGGAGAUCCAGCAUGAGAUCAGCUGCAGGAUGUCCAUCAGUGAUUACCUAAUCAAGCCCAUCCAGAGGAUCACCAAGUAUCAGCUCCUGCUGAAGGAUUUCUUGAAGUACACGGCCAAAGCUGGGCUGGACUGCGAGGAAAUUGACAAAGCACUGGAGCUGAUGUCGCUGGUCCCGAAGCGCUGCAAUGACAUGAUGAACCUCGGCCGCCUGCAGGGAUAUGAGGGGAAGUUGACCUCUCAGGGUAAGCUGCUGCAACAGGAGACCUUCUGUGUGUGGGAGCAGGAUGGCGGAGUUUUGUCUCGGAGCAAAGAGCGCCGGGUUUUCCUGUUCGAGCAGAUCAUUAUCUUCAGCGAACUCCUCCGCAAAGGAUCCAACAACCCCGGAUACCAGUUCAAGAACAGCAUUAAGGUGAGUUACCUGGCCAUGCAGGAGAGCGUGGAAGGAGACCCCUGUAAGUUUAUGCUGUGGUCUCGCGGCUCGGCGGAGCGCUUCACGCUCCAGGCGUCCUCCACCAGCAUCAAGACCACAUGGGUGGAGAACAUUGCCGCCCUGCUAGACGCUCAGAACAACUUCCUGUCUGCUCUCCAGUCUCCUAUCGAGUACCAGAAAAAGGAAGGUGGGAUAACAAUGACCCGCCCGCUGUCGUCAGGACGAUCACCUUCAGCCCCACCCACACCAAAUGGCCACGCUCCUCAGCCAUUGCACGACAGCGAUCAGGAGGUCCAGGAGUUGGUGCUGGUUCUUCAGGACUUUGUGGCCGUACGCGAAGACGAGAUCUGCGUGUUCCGAGGAGAGAAGGUUCAAAUUCUGGCCUCCAACCAACAGGGUCAGAGUCUCGUGUACCGACCAGCAAAUAGCGACUCGCCGGCAGCCGAAGGCUGGGUGGCACGCAGCGCACUCGACACACAAUAACACACUCACACACACACACACACACACCGAAUCCCUGUAGCAGGUAAAGUUAGGCCCGCCCUCCUUCCUGUGGUUUCAGUGUAAAAACACACCUUCAGACAUCAUCCAUUCAGGACUGCCAUCUGAUUGGUCUCCAAGCUAAUCACAGAUGACACCACAAACUUUGCAUCCGGGAACCUGCCGUUGCCUAGCAACUAGACAGUUUUAAAAAAUAAUAAAAAGAAAAAAAGAACCGGAUCUUUUGGAUGUCUCUGCGUGACUCUGCCCCCGGAUGCACAUACUGUAUAUUGUACUGCAUACAUGCCACUGACUGGAUGAAGAUUAUGAUGAUGGAUAUGAAGAUUAAUGGAAUCUGUUUUUCACCUUAAUAGAGAAACUGUUUGUCAUAUUCGUGUGUGUGAGAGAGGGAGUGUAUGUGUUAGUGGCGUCUUCCUGUGUAGGUUUUUAUCCACUGAUCGUUAGGUGGAUCGUUAUCCACUGUAGCAUUGCCAUCACAACCAUUGUGUUGGCGGUUAAACCUUUAUUUCAUGAUUUUUGUUUUGUUCUGGCACACCAGAAUAGACCUUUUCACCAUGUCGUCACACAUACUUCCGGGUGGCAAGAGACAGCGCAAUCUCCGACGGCACCACUAGUACACAUAUGCUUAAGUGUGCCGCACUCUGAAGCUAUCUGGUGAACAGUCAUUUUGAGACCAUUUGCUCAGCAGGUUGCUCUGUGUGUGUGUGUGUGUGUGUGUGUGUCUGUGUGUGUGUGUGUGUGUGUGUGUGACAGUGUGUAAUUUUCAGUGAGUUUUCUGCCUCAUGAGGCCUUGAGACAAAAAUCUGAGAUGUUUGACAUUUUUCACCUCGCUGGAUGAAAAACUCACUGUGUGAACGCUACUCGAGCUACGUCCUAAGGGCAAAAAUUGAGGUGACCAAUCAAAGCGCAUAGUCCUGUCACAUGAUUUCAAGAUGGCGGCAUCCAGCCCCUGCUGGAGCGGUUCGCAGCCGAGUGUGAAGUGGCACCUCCAAUUCUGAGACCAUGCUUCUCAGUCGGAUGAGGAUGGAGUGCUCUUUUCAGGUCUGAAUUGACGUUCUACCCAAAGUAGAGGAGUUGAAGUAGCUCGGGUUCUUGUUCACCAGUAAGCUAAGAAUGGGAGAUCAACUGGCGGAUCGGUGCAGCAUCUGCAGUGAUGGGGACUCUGCAUUGGUCUGCCGCAGAAGGAGCUGAGCCGAAAAGCAAAGCUCUCGAUUUACCACCCUCACUCAUGGUAAGGAGCUGCGAGUUGUAACUGAAAGAACAAGAUCACGGAUAUAAAUGACUGAUAUGAGUUUUUGGAGGGGCUUGGUGUAGAGCCGCUGCUCCUCCGCAUUGACAGGAGCCAGUUGAGGUGGCUCGGGCAUCUGCUUAGGAUGCCACCUAGACGAGGUGUUCUGGGAACAUUCCACCGGGAGAAGGCCCCGGGUAAGACCCAAAACACACUUGAGAGACUAUGUCUUUUGGUCUUUCUUGGAACAUCUCGGAAAAAGCCGGAAGAGCUGGAUGAAGUGGCUGGGGAAAAGGAAGUCCGGGUUUCUCUGGUUAGGUUGCUGCCCCCGUGACCCGACCCCAGAUAACCAGAAGAAAUUGGAUGGAUGGAUGUGCCCCCACCAAAGUUGUCAGCAGCUACAUAUUUGAGGAUAAAUUGGCUAUGUGGCCAGACGUUGCCUCAUCCGAUUUCAUUAAAGUCCCUCUCAAAGUCACCAAAAAAAUGUCUUGUGAAUUUGACACAUCAAAGAUGAGGCUUCUUAAGAAGCAGGACAAGGAAUGAAUGAAUACAAAAAUUGCAAUGUAUGUGAAAUCAAGCUUCAAAAUAGUAAACAAUUGAGACAUUUUUUCAGCUUCCAGAAGCUGUUGCUGAGUUCUCUGUAAACCCCGCCUGCCCGUAACUUUCAGCUGUCAAUCAAAUAUGUGCCUUCUCUCACAGCUCUGAAGUGGGGAAAGGAGAAUUCCCAGCGAUGCGCAUCGCACACACACACACAUGGACUGCAGAACCACUGUGUGGUGACAACGCCGCCUCUGAGCCCCAUGCUGGGACAAUUUUCCCUCGUUUGCCUUUGUUGAAAUUCACCUGGCAUUGUGCUGCUGUGGCCACCAAAGGGUGCAUGUGCGACGACAGCAGUGUGGUGCACAGCGGUCCCCCUCUGUGAUUCCGCCACCCAUGCUUCCUCGCCCCACGACGUCAGGUCCACCAACUGUGUGGCUGACAACCCUAACGCUGUUGUGCGGGACCUCUAGCGAUUACUCUAACUGCUGGCAAGGGGCCACAGGAUGGCGGAUCCUGUCCGGUUCGCCACUGCCUUGCAACACAACAUACGUGGGAUCAGACGGCACAGACAUCAUAGCCCAAACAACACAAAACACAAACUUUAGGGAAGAUAGUCAUAGUUUGAUGGCUAACUGCGCAUGGUAUACUGGUAGAACUGGGGCAAGUUAAUGACUAAGGAAGUGGCAAUUCCACUGAAUGGCCACUGCAUUUAAUAAGGGUGCUUGUUGUUUAUAAUUAAUUAAUUAUACACCCCUCAGCCAGCUUUCAUCAAAAAUUCUGGGCAAUUGAGGGGAGAGUUUUAAACUAUACCUCAACAAUUCAUUACUAUACUGUUCGAAGUCUUUGCACAUUUUCAGCAUUUCAAACAUAUGUAAUGUAUUUAUUAACAAAACAUGACAAUGACUUUGGAGGGGACUUUAAUGAAACUGAAAACACUGAUGAAAUUAUGUUACUCAUUUUUAUUGAUGAGGCGUCACCAUCCUGAAGUACCUGUAUGAAGGAGAAUGUGGACAAGGCCAUGUGUACAGCGAAGGGCUGGGCGUGGCGUAUAUGCCAACCUUCUUCACAUGUUAUGCCGAGGAGACCCUAAAUCAUUUCGGCAGUAUAGCUGACUGAGUAGCGAAAGUUUGAGAGAGUACUGGAAAUGGUGGGCUGCCUGAUGGCAGUCAUCACUUUUUGAAAUUGAAAGAUCUUACAUCAUAUAAGAAGGUAUAAUCUGGCCGCUUACUGACCAAGUUAUCCUGAUCUUGAAGAUGUAGUUGCUGAAAACAUUGCUGGGGCCCACCAUCUUGAAAUCGGGUGAACCGAGGAUGCAUUUUGAUUGGCUACCUGAAUUUCUGCCCUCAGCAUUCAGCUCAAAUAGCGCUCACAAUGGUGAUUUUUCUUUUCACCUCACGAGGUGAAAAAUAUCAAAAAUGUUUGAAAUGCCUUUCAAGGUCUUGUGAGGCAGGAAACUCUCUAAAAACUGCUCCCCAAAAACUGCUGAAAAAUAAAAUCUGCUGAGCAAACAGUCUCGAAUGACUUUUUGUUCAGCAGAUCGCUCCAGUGUGUAGAAGACUUGACGUCAUUUGACCAAUGCAGAGAGAUUGAACGGAGGAAAAGGAAAAUUUGAAUUUUCAGAAAAUUUUAGCCUUCUUCUCUACCAACCUAUAGUUUGAACAUGUGAUGUGUCAGUUGAAAAUAUCCUACGAGGCAAAAGAUGGAACGGGGGUAAUAAUUUACAUUUAAACUGGUAAGCUGAUUUAAAAAAAAAAAAAAGACAUGGUGAAAAUUCAGAUAUACAGUAGUUAACAUCAUUUAGGGACUGACUAAUUGACUUUUCUGUUCCUUGGAAUAACGGCCUAGAUUUGCUCUUUUAAGGCUGAAAUUGAUAGCACGUCCCUUUAGAAGUGGCCACUAGGGAGUCUUGCGAUCUUCUUUGUACUACUACGACAUCCACUCAAUUUACAUACAUGUUCCGCUGAAUUAAUUUCUAUUUAUUGUUUUUAAGGAAAUUGAAAACACAAAUAAGUUUGUGGUAUAUGCUAUGUGGUAUGUCGGCACACCCCAAACAUACGUUUUUGUUAUCGAUUUUAGUUCAGGUCUGCGGUAGUCACUUGCAUUCUGCUCCCUGGAAGCACCCUGAUGCCUAUUGUUUACAAACUUUCUGAAAAGGUCUACUGUCUCUCUUGGCCACCACCACCAUUAUCAUCCCAACCUGUGGUGGGGCCACUAUGGUGACUUCAUAUGUGCAGCUCUGCUCACUUUGGAUCUACUGAUUAUGCAUUUCUCGUUUAUGUUCAUAUAUGACACUGUCUGUCCCGCUGUCCAACUUUUGCCCAUCUCGCUUCCUGACUCUCAUCUCAUCCAGCAUCCUGCCCAUUUCCCUGUCCAAGUUCUGGUUUCUCUGUCCAACCUCUUUUCGUUCUCCUUCUACGGAUCCUUCCUCUCUGCCCAAUUUCUCUCCGUGUCCCAACUUCCUGUUUCCUGUCAACCUCUCUACAUGUCUGUCUUUCUUCUGGUGCCAUUCUCAGACAACACCCUCGUCCUUAAGGAACUAUGCAGCCUGAAAAAGUAGUGCUGGGUUUAAGGUAGAAUGUAGCGCUUAGUUUUUGACAGGUUUACAGUGAUGUGUAGUUGCUUUAUGUAGGUUUUAAGCUUGAAUAUAGUGGGCUGUUAAAAAGAAGUAAGGUUGUAAAAUUUCCGGAAAGUUUCCGGUAAAUUUCCAUGGGAAGAUAAACUGGGGAAUUUUGGAAAUAUUCCAAACUGGGAACUUUCCUUGGGAAUAAAGUGGUAAUUGGUGGUAAAUUAAUGAAAGCUCAUCACAUUCAAGUAUAAACCUUACGUUGACAUCCAUGCAAAAUAAUACAAUUAAACAUGACAAUUCAAUAGAUUUAUUUGGAAUUAGAAUUUUAUCAUUUUAAAUAUUUAAUUGAGCAAAACAUAAAUGUUGACUUAAAUAUUACUCAUCCCCCCCCCCCCCCCCCCCCCCCCCCAAUCCAACCUGUUAAAAAAUGUUCAGCUGUUAAGAGACAACCUUCAAUGUUAUCUAUUCCCAUGGAAAGUUCCCAACUUUGAAAAAUCUGCUUUUUAAAAUUGUUUUUUUUUUUGCAACCCUACUAAGUAGUGGGGAAUAUAGCCCCUUGUGAGUCGUUUAAGGUGGAAAAUAGUGACCACUGCGGUAGAAUGAAUACAUUACAUUCAAAGGCAGGGGUGGGCAAACUAGGACCCUGGGGCCAAAUUAGACCUGCUCCAAUCUUGAAUUUGGCCCACCGAGCAUUUAAAUGAUCAAGAGUACUGUAAUAUUUAUUUAUUUUAUUUAUGCUUUUUUUUCCCCUAAAAAUGAUUUGAUUAAAAUGUAUUUACUGUGUUUUUACAUGGAUUUCUAAAUUGAAUAAUCGGUUAAAGGGGAUUUUUGCAAUUUUCCUCAGACGUGAUGGUUUCUUGUACCUAUCACAAAUUAAAGGCAAAGGAUGAGGCCAGAGAGGUGAUUUGUUUCACAGCUCUUUAUCAAAAUUGCUGUUUUAACAAAAAAAAAUUUAAUAGCAAAGUCCCCCUUUGAUUAAUUGUAAAUAACUUAAAAUGACUAAAUAGACAAUUUGAAAUCAUUUAAAUUGGUCUUAAUUUUUAUUAAAUUAGAAAUUAUGCAUUUCAAAAAUGCAAAUGAUUUAUUAUAACACAUACACAUUUAAAAAAAUAAAUUGUUACCUAAUCUACAAAUAACCUGGGCCGUCUGUUAAUUUUAAAAAUUAAAUGUGACCCUUGGGCACAAAUGUUUGCCCACCCCUGUUCUAAAGUGUUUUAGAGGGAAUGUGGUACACUAUAUCAAUGCAUCGCACUAUAAAUGAUUUAAAUCGGAAAUGCAGUGCAACGACAAAGGGUUUGAGGUAAAACAUGGUGCAUUACGUUUGUUGGCUUUAAAGGGGAACUCACCCCCACUUGAUUUGUAUUUUUUGCAAGAAUCGUUUGUAAUAUGGCAGUAUUUGUCAAAACAGGGUACUGUGAUUAAAGCAGAGUAAAUUGGCCCACAGCGCGUUGUGGCUUGCUACCGUAAUAAAUAGUAUGAGCAAUCAUUGUGGCGGCUGGAUUAACUUUGACAGCCAGACCUCAUGUUGCCACCAACAUCAACACAACACCAUCCCUAAACCAAGUUCUAUCACUAACUACAUUGCCAUUGUUUAAAAUUGCAUAAUACCGAGUCAGUUGAUGGCGGCUAGCGGCCAGUGUUACUGUGGUCCUGAUGUCACUUCAUCCUAUCGCCCAACAUGGUGCCCGCCUUAGAUUUGCAAAAUAUCCUCUGGUUCUUUCUUAUUCCACUAACGCAGUAUUAAUCAGAGUACUGUAUUUUGAGAAGUGCUGGCACCUACAACCUCUUCUGGCAACAACAAAAAAAGGGUUUAGUUCCCCUUUGGGAUCAGAUGUAGUGCACUGCGAAGGUUUUAAGAUGGAUUGUAGUGCACGCCUCAGUUUUUAGGCCUAUGCUAGAGCACUAAUAAAGGUGAUGAAAAGCACACUAUGAAGGGUCAAGAUGGGAAUUGAGAGUUGGUGGUGCUGUUUGAGUGCCAACCCCGUUGGCGAGCAGAAGAACGAAUCGACCAAUCAAACAGUGUUAUUUAUACAAAUCUAACAGCUGCUAAGUGACCACUAACAGCUCUGUGUCAAAUGUUUGUAAUAAACUCCAUUUUUCAUCCAAGA